CGCGGCUGCGCCAACGCGCCAACGCCGGGCAGGGCGGCGGGCGCGCUCAGUCUGGCGGCGGCUGCCGUGAGCUGACGGACGUGCCGGGAACGCCGCAGCAGCCCGCGCCGCCCGCAGCCUAGCCGACCCGCGCCGCCCGGGCCUCGCCCGCCCGCCUGCCCGCCAUGGUGUCAUGGAUCAUCUCCAGGCUGGUGGUGCUCAUAUUUGGCACCCUUUACCCUGCGUAUUAUUCCUACAAGGCUGUGAAAUCAAAGGACAUUAAGGAAUAUGUCAAAUGGAUGAUGUACUGGAUUAUAUUUGCACUUUUCACUACAGCAGAGACAUUCACAGACAUCUUCCUUUCUUGGUUUCCAUUCUAUUAUGAACUAAAAAUAGCAUUUGUAGCUUGGCUGCUGUCUCCCUACACAAAAGGCUCCAGCCUCCUGUACAGGAAGUUUGUACAUCCCACACUAUCUUCAAAAGAAAAGGAAAUCGAUGAUUGUCUGGUCCAAGCAAAAGACCGAAGUUAUGAUGCCCUUGUACACUUUGGGAAGCGGGGCUUGAACGUGGCCGCCACAGCGGCUGUGAUGGCUGCUUCCAAGGGACAGGGUGCCUUAUCGGAGAGACUGCGGAGCUUCAGCAUGCAGGACCUCACCACCAUCAGGGGAGACGGCGCCCCUACUCCCUCGGGCCCCCCACCACCGGGGUCUGGGCGGGCCAGCAGCAAACACGGCCAGCCCAAGAUGUCCAGGAGUGCUUCUGAGAGUGCUAGCAGCUCAGUGUGUACCUGCUGCUCCACCUGCAGGACCUGGAAAGUGGUUGAGGGAGAUGUGAAUGAGGGUGGUGUGAAGGCAUGGGAGCCCCACCAGGUCCAAAACCCAUUGGCGUUUUCUGACGAGGAGGAGGAAGACCUGCUGGAUUUCAUGUACAAGUAUAAAGCACCUCGAAGGACGGAAUUGCCCCUGGAGGCACCGCCUAGAAUCCUUCGAUCUCGCUUCAGGAAGAAAAGUACCUCAUCCUCGGCCACCGAAACCACGUGAGUGAGAUGAGCCAACAGCACCGGAUCCACAGAAUGUUUCUUCUCUGCCUUAAAGAGCUAUUCACUAAUAACAUAGAAAUCCGCAAGCUGGGUGUGCUUUGAGUGUGCAGCCUCACAAACAUGGCCUUUUCUCUCUCCCCUUCCACUUUUAAGGAUUUAUUUUUCCCCCCUUUUCUUUAUUUUGCUGGGGAGAGGCUAAAGGGAAAGGUAGUAGGGGCGGGGGUGGUGACCUUUAAGUCUUCUGAGGUUGGUAAUUUUCCACAAUUGGAUCGUCAUUACAGACAGCAGUGUGUUUUUUAGAAAGAUAAGAGAAUCACCCCUAUGCUGCUGAGAUGUACAUUUGUAAUUUAUCUGUUGCAUACUUAGUUUUUAGUCCUGUAAAUGCAAACAAAGCAUUUUUUAAAACUUUCUUUGUUCUUGGUACUAAUACUUUGAACUAUGAUGUACAUAUUUAUGGCUUUUGGCUUUUAAUAUAAUGGACUUGCAAGGGCUGCCAGAGGUUCUGAUAUGUAAGAAAACUGCAAAAACAAAUAUAGAAAAAUAUUUUGAUUCUAGAGAACGUCUCAGAUGUGCUUAUAAAGCUUCCAAAUACAACUCCAGUAAGACAUCCCUUUCCCUGCAGGAAUGUGGUCUAUAUUCUUUAGAUAGUUGUUUAGUCAAAAGACCAGACAAGUUACAAACUAAGAGAAACAGUAUUUCACAACACAGUAAAGUGUGAUAAGAGGUCAGGAGAACAUCCCAGUAAAAGAGAAGAGUCACAGGAAGCUCAUCUCCUCCCUGGAUUCUGGAUUAGGAGCUUCUGAAUCUUUUCCAGGGAUAGGCAGGUAGCUCACUCUUGGUGCAAUUUCUUGAGGAUGCGAACAUGUAGAGCUGUUGGAAGGAGUAAUUCUGUGCUUGACAAAGGACGAUUUCUCCUUUAUCGUGACCAGUGCUGCUGAUUUCCCCACAGAGGAGCUUAUACUCUGAGCACCUUGUUUUAGCGAACUCUAGCGAAACUUGUUUAGCUUAGCAAAAACAAACACACAAACUGAGAACUCUGCUGUUUCAGAUAUGCCAUAGCAUACAUCUGAAACACAUGUGUAACAAUCAAAAUGGUGGGCUCUAGAAUGGUUUUAGAGCUUGAGAUCUUUAUGGGUUAGACUUGCUGGUCAGACCCAGGAGCACCUGUGGCACAUACCUUCUGUUCCCCUCCUGGCCUGUGCAGAAUGUAAACAGCAGACUCACACUCAAUGGGCACUACAGGCCUUAUCAGACGUUUUAUUCAAGCCUGGAUUGCUUAGUAGGGGAAUAAGGCACUCUCUGAGGGGCUUUCCACUUAGAUUGAGAAUUUUAUUUGAAAAGAAUCUGGUUUAAAUGGCACUGUGGUCCGAGGUAGCUGCUCUCCCCGCUGAGAGCUGAGCCGAAAUGUAAGAAUAAUAUAUUUGUGCUUCGAGUUGGUGUUUCUUUCAGUGUAAUGCAUGCAGUGGUCACAACCCAGUUACUCAUAAUAUUUGGAUUGUAUUUGUUCGUAGAUAUGCCCAGAAGACUAGAGAAUUAGUGUUAUAUACCAUAUAGAACUUACUGUCAAUCAACUAUAAACAGGCCCAAUUAAAAACUGUUCCAUUACUACGCAAACACAUAUUAGAGGCCUUUGCUGAUGACACAUUAGCUGGAUCUUAGCCACCCCAGAAAGGGUUUGAUUUGAAGCUGAUUGUUGCCAGAUACGCAUAUUGGAAUCCCGUCUACCCAUAGUUCCUCUGAAGGUGAUUUUGUAGUUUGCAAAAGGGUAUAGGAAAAUAUACCUAAAAGCAAAUUUGUGGCUGAGAGGAUAAACAGAAGCUGUUUGCUCAUGUUGUGUGCCCCACACCCACCAAUACCUAAAUCUGUUAAGGAAGACAGAAAAUGUUUUCUUUGUGCUCAUUGAGUAGUUCCAGACAGAAGAAUAUACUCUUUAAAAUGUAUUUACCUGUUAGCUGGAAGUACCCAGAAUUAUCAGAAAUGAAUGCAAAAAAAAAAAAAAAAAGCUUACACAGCUUCUUAGCAAUUUUUUUUUUUUUUUUGCCAAAACAAUAAAUUGCCUUUAGCAGCAGUUUAAAAUCCUAUUGUGAACAAGCUAUAUUUUCACCAUUUUACAAUGGAAAGUUGUGACAAGUACAGGUUAUCAAGUUUGCACUUAACUAUGCCAAAAAAAGCUUGAAGCGCUCUAUUCUCAGACAUGCUGUAUUAUUACUUCUCAUUCAAGAUUGAAAAAUAUAAAGAUAUCCAAACUGCUGUCUUAAUGUAAAUGUAACUAUUUUCCUUCAAGUGUUGACUAGGGAGUCGGUUUCUCUCUUAAAGACACUCACUGUACAACUGAAAGCAGCUGUCAUAUUUCCAGCAAAAUGUGUUUACGUAUCUGACAAGCUGUACAUUUGUGUAUGAACUGACAUAAAAUGUGAAAGCCUGUAAGUGUACAUGUAGUGGUGUGGUGUUGUCUAGAGGAUACAACUGAAUGUUUUUAAUUUGCUGACUUACAGACACAGGCUGUUUACAAAAUGCUAGCUGGAAAGUCUGUAAUGUUCAUGUCAUAAACUUUUAGUUAAUUGCCAUUGAGCACCUGUUCUGAGGAGGUGGGAUGUGGACUUGUGCUUAUAAACUGGAGAGUUUAGUCAUAAUCCCUCCUGGCUUUGUGUGAAUAGCUUGCUCACUUUGCUGGCCUUUGAAAUGUGUUCUCCGUGAUAAGCUGUCCAUGUGUUUGUGAUAAGAGUGCUUGUCAACCAUGACCAUCUUUGAGCCUUCCCAGUCCUCCACCUGGCACAGUAUUUGAAAUGGCAAAGGAUGUGCUUCAUCCUCUAACAGUGUACACUCCCAGAGCUGAUAUUCUGGAUUGUGGCUGUGCACAUUUCCUCUAAUUCAUUUCUGUAGUCCCUAUAGAACGAUCUGUAAUAAAAUAGUAUACUGGACUGUGCAUCAAAGGGAUGUAAAAUUACAGUAUUCCAAAGGUUGAAGUUCUGCUGUUUUGUUAUAAUGCCUGAUACACAUCUUGAAUAAAGUCUUAACAUUUUUCUUUUAAAAAA
Molecule: messenger RNA, 4053 nt
Organism: Symphalangus syndactylus (siamang)
Lineage: Eukaryota; Metazoa; Chordata; Mammalia; Primates; Hylobatidae
Gene: REEP1
Product: receptor accessory protein 1
Biological process (GO): endoplasmic reticulum tubular network organization
Cellular component (GO): endoplasmic reticulum tubular network; cytoplasmic microtubule; endoplasmic reticulum membrane
Molecular function (GO): microtubule binding; olfactory receptor binding
Source: RefSeq, a predicted model, not a curated record